AUGGCACCACCCGGGCCCCCACCGUACACGAUGGAGCAAAUCAGCGCGAUGAGCACAGAUGAAGAGCGGUUACGAGCGCGCGCCGAACUGAACAGCUACAUUGCGCGCAUGAAGAAAGAGCAGCAGGAACGACUUGCAUCCUCGAAUGGCCACGCGAACCACGCCGAUGGCGGCGCAUACUCCACAAACGGCUAUGCGCCUCGCGGUCGCGGCGCAUUCAAUGGCUCGAAUCGAGGAGACCCGCAUCGCGGAGGAUAUGCCUACGGAGGGCGAGGGGCUGGCUACCACCCGUACCAGCGCCAACCUCACGGCGUCAAAUUCAAGAACCGGACCGUAGUGUUCAACAAGCCAGACGCAUCUGCCGAGGUCGCUGGCACCGACACUGCUUCGACCCCCAGUUCAGCGCCUCUGUCGACUGCUCACUCCAGACAGAACAGCCAGCCACCCGCAGACCUGAAACAGCUUUGCGCAACCUUCACAUCGACAGGCCUAUGUACCCGCCACGGCUGCCCCCUCGUCCACGAUCCACACAAACAGGCGCUCUGCAAGCGCUGGCUCUUCAAGAGCGACUGCAACAGAGGGGCGCACUGCGCUCUGUCCCACGAGCCCACGCCGCACAACGUCCCGACCUGUCUCCAUUUUCAAGAGGGUCGGUGCACGAACGAGGAGUGUCGUUUUGCGCAUAUCCGUGUCAAUCCCGCAGCCCAAAUUUGUGAUGCGUUUGGACGUCUUGGGUAUUGUGAAAAGGGCGCCGAGUGCGCGGACCUGCAUGCGUACGAGUGCCCGGACUUUGCGAACAAAGGCGAGUGCAUCCGCGGCGACAAAUGCCAACACCGUCACGUCCACCGUGCGUCUCGCAUGCGCAAGACGGCUGGCCGCUCGACGCCAGAAGACCGGUCCGGGGCGACUUCCCCGGACGUCGAGAACUUGGCGCGCAGCUGGAGCCCUGACGCUUCUCGCGCGCCCCUGUUCACAGAACAGGUCGACUUUGUCCCUCUCGAUGCCGAGGGGUGA
Boeremia exigua is the source of this 1014-nucleotide messenger RNA. RefSeq lists its product as uncharacterized. Gene Ontology annotation, molecular function: metal ion binding. The record is from RefSeq and is a predicted model, not a curated record. Lineage: Eukaryota; Fungi; Ascomycota; Dothideomycetes; Pleosporales; Didymellaceae. The coding region runs from base 1 to 1014 and encodes 337 amino acids. The transcript has 3 exons. Gene Ontology annotation, cellular component: nucleus.